UAAAGAAACGUUUUAAUAUCAUCAGAUGGAAUCAUUCUGAAGAUUGGUUUGUAUAUAAAUAUCAAACACAUAAGCACAUCAAAUCCAGAGAAAGACAAGUAGAAAUAAUGACGGACGACAAAGAUUAUAAUUAUAUGACCGGUCACGUCAUUGACGGAAAAAAUUUGCUACCUGUGACAGGUUAUCUAAUGCUUGUUUGGGAAACCAUUGGAAUGACGAAGAACAAAAUACACACAUCAAUUCCAAUAGUAUUUCGAGAUAUAGAAUUUAUUCGGACUACUCAUUUUUCAAAAGAUGGCCCGGUGAAUUUGACAAUUGUGAUACAGAAAGAAAGCGGCAAAUUUGAAAUCACUGAAGGAGAUAGCACUGUUGUAACAGGUGUAGUGCACGCUACAUCAAAUGCUGAACAAGAAACGGUGCCGAUUAAUCUGUUAUCGAUGGAUAUUGACGAGGAAGAAUGUAUGAAUUCUCGAGACAUUUAUAAGAAAUUAAGACUAUGCGGUUAUCAAUACAGCGAUGCAUUCUGUGGUUUGAAUAGCGCAUCAGUCUCAGGCAGCAAAGGGCAUAUCACUUGGACAGGUAAUUGGGUAACAUUCAUGGACAAUAUGCUGCAGAUGUAUAUAAUUGGAAAAGAUACCAGAAACUUAUAUAUUCCAACGAGUAUUGAAAAAUUGGUAAUUAAUCCUGCACUUCACGCAUUAACGUUGCGGGACGUGACAUCCGAAAAAAAUAAACAAAUACCAAUACGUAUAUAUAAAGAAAUAGACGUAAUUAAAUCUGGUGGAAUAGAGAUACGCGGCUUGAAAGUUACCUCGAUUUCUCGCCGAAAACCAAUUGGAAAUCCCGUUAUCGAAGAGUAUAAAUUUAUACCUCACCAAGAUCGCGCUGAUAUUUCGUUAAAUGAAACAAUUCGAAUAUCGACGCAGCUCGCGUUAGAGGAUCAUCAGAUCAGUAAAGCAACAAUCAUUGAACUAGUGGAAGAUGCAGAUAAUGUAAUGUUAGAAGAUCUAUCAUCGACGUUACUGAUUGAAGCUUUUGCUGAUAUUCCUUUAAUAAAAGCAAAUAUUGCUAUACUAACAUCGCCGAAUCGUUUCAAUCCAGCAGAGCUGUCUUCAAAUGUUUCGGUCGUAGAUUUAAACAAACCAUUUAUUGGCGACAAAGCUUUGAUAGCUACAGGAUUCAAUCUUUUGACGAAACAUCAGAAUUCAUUAGAAAAACUUUUGCCUCUUUUGAGGGAAGGCGGUUAUCUCUUAACACGCGAAAAAUGCAAUAUAAAUAACUACGACAAAUAUUUGCGUAAAUAUGCAUUAAGUGUUAUUCUGGAAAAACGUAUGAAUAAAGAAGUAAUUACACUUUUAAAGAAAAAAGUUACGAUAAAAAAUACAAUUGUUGUCUAUAUAAAUAAUAAUAAUUUUAAUUGGCUCGAAGACUUAAAGCAGCUUGUAGACGACGAGAAUAAACAUGAUGACAAUAGCAGAAUCGUAAUUGUUGGAGAGGGAGACUUGAAUGCGGCAUAUUGGGUUUUAUUAACUGUUUGAGAGAAGAGCUAGGUGGACAACUGAUUAGAGGUGUGCUUAUUCAAGACAAGAAUGCUCCAAAAUUUUCUCUACAGGAUCCGUUCUAUAUGCAACAAUUAGAAAAAGAUAUGAGUGUUAAUGUUUUGCGACCUAAUAAAACUUGGGGAUCUUAUCGACAUUUGCGAAUACCGCAUCCAGAAGUCGAAUCCGUACCUACUGCUUACGUAUGCCAAAUGGUUUGUGGUGAUUUAGAUUCUUUUCGUUGGAUGGAAAACAAUAUAUCAGUUGAUUCUCAUCGCAAGAUAUAGUACGUGUAGUCUAUUCGUCCAUCAACUUUAGAGACGUAAUGCUAGCAACUGGCAAAUUAACUUCUGAUUUCACAAAAUCGGGACAACUUCAGGACAUGAGUCUUGGACUGGAAUAUGUAGGAUACGAUGCCAAUGGACAGCGAGUAAUGGGUAAUUUCUCAUAAUACGUAUGUAACUAUAUAAUAUACAUAUACAGGGUGUUUCAGAUCAAACGCAGGUCCUUGAAGAAGUGGAUAGAUUUCGAUAACGUGAGUAAAAAAUGUCCGUACAAGAAAAUUGUGGGGUCAAUAGUUUUUGAAUAAAAUGCAUUUGAAGUUAACCAAUUACGGGGUUCGCAUUUCGCGCCAUCAGGAGCGGCGCGGCAUGAAUCAUUCUUGUUUGCAAUACAUUCUGCCACAUCAAUUAUAUAUCGUUUAGAAAUUAUUAUUAACACUAUCAU
This is a messenger RNA of Linepithema humile (Argentine ant), 2264 nucleotides long. The record is from RefSeq and is a predicted model, not a curated record. NCBI's taxonomy places the organism in Eukaryota, Metazoa, Arthropoda, Insecta, Hymenoptera, Formicidae.